Messenger RNA from Colletotrichum spaethianum, 912 nucleotides. RefSeq lists its product as uncharacterized. Lineage: Eukaryota; Fungi; Ascomycota; Sordariomycetes; Glomerellales; Glomerellaceae. The transcript has a single exon. The record is from RefSeq and is a predicted model, not a curated record. Bases 1 to 912 code for a protein of 303 amino acids.
AUGGGCGGAUGGGAGAACCUGGACGGGCGGCGGAGCGAGCCAAUUCCGUACGAAAAGGGACCGAGAGGAACUCUGCGGCUGGAUACCGGUUUCUACGGCCCCAACGGAAAACCGACAAACUACGGUCCUGGCGGCGCAUACGCUGCCAACUACACCAUGUCGCCGGUUGAUAACCGGGGCAGCCCUGUACACACCAGCCCGACGGGCACGUUACCGGUGCGGAUGAACACCAUGAACGGCGGUACAUACAACAGCCAGCAAGGCGUCUUCAACAGCCAAACCGGCACCUACACUAGCCAAAUGGGAGCAUACAGCAGCCAGACUGGCACAUAUGUCAGCCAUGCACCUAGCGGCUCUCUCACUCAUAUUAUCGGACAAUACGGAAACGGGACGGAAGCUGGCAUGACUUUGCGGUCAGGCGUGGGAGCCGGUGCGUACUUCAACCAGUCCGAGCUGGCUCGCCAACCAUCAGACGCCUACGACCCAGCCAGGCGGCAGGUCAACAGGGCCAGCGAGCUCUCUUCAAUUUCCUCUGGCUUCGGCGACGGCGACAUAAUCGUACCAGGAGUGCCUGGAAUGGUGCUGCAGCCCCCUCCGCCGGUCACCCAGUCACUGAGAGCCAGCCAAAUCGGUGUCGGUAGGUUCUCCUGGGCUAAUAAGGCGAACCGCGAGACAGUCUACACGGAGGCCAGCGAGGACCUACCACCCAGGUUCAGGACGGUUGACAGCUGGGUCAAUCAGCAGACCGGCCGCGUCAAGAGGGCACAGGCACGGCCAGAGACGGACGAAGAUAUCCCGCCUGUGCCUGGUCUUCCGGCAGGGACAGGUCAAAACGGCAUGCCGCCUGAGCCCCAAUUUACCAUGAUGAUGCCGGACGGGGAAGUACCUCGCCGGCCGGACAACGCGUCGUAA